Molecule: messenger RNA, 1139 nt
Organism: Drosophila serrata
Lineage: Eukaryota; Metazoa; Arthropoda; Insecta; Diptera; Drosophilidae
Gene: GatC
Product: glutamyl-tRNA(Gln) amidotransferase subunit C, mitochondrial
Biological process (GO): mitochondrial translation; glutaminyl-tRNAGln biosynthesis via transamidation; regulation of translational fidelity
Cellular component (GO): glutamyl-tRNA(Gln) amidotransferase complex; mitochondrion
Source: RefSeq, a predicted model, not a curated record
CAUACCGCUUGAACAAUGAGCCGGGUCCAGCGGUGCUUUGAGUCUCUGGCUUCUGCUGGCUUCCUCCGUCACCACCUUUCCGGUAACCAACUGGAACUACUCUCUCACGGUCGCGCCUACGCCGAACAGCUGCAGAAGCAGUGGCUGAGCCUGCGUCCCUUGGCUGCCCACUUAAGUGGUAUUUCCGAGAUAGGUUCCACGUCACCACUUGAGCAGCGCUUCUCCUUUGCCCGCACCACGGAAUUUAGUUCCCUUAUUCAGCGUCUCCAAAAAGAUCAUCCUCGUAAGGCAAAAUGCCCAACGGUCAUCAAGCAUAAAAGCAAUUCCAGUUCCUUCUGCCUUCGCGGGAAUCCGCUCUUCAGUGUUAAGUCGCCCGCCACCAUUCUAACAACCGACUUUCUGGUGGAGCCGGACCGCGCUCUGGAGCACUUCUACAACAUUCAACGCGAGAGCAAGAUCUGGUGGAUGCGUCUCUCCUCGAAUCCCAGUCGCAUCCGCAUCGUUCCCUGCGAUUUGCCAGAGGAAUUCGAUCCGAAGAGCUAUCAAGCCAUCGAUCUCAGAUCGCAGGCCGGCGAAGUGACCGUAGAGGAACUGAGCAUGGUGAGACUUGGCGGCGAUGAUGGACCCUUCCGCUUACCGGAUGGACGGACAGGGGAAUCUGUGCAACCCACUGUUAUAAGAUCUGUCAUUGAGCUGGAGACGGCCACUUGCGCACUUCUUCUGGACGGAUGCGAUCACGAACGAGACGCUCAAUCCCUACUGCUCAAUUGCGCCCUGGCACCCUAUCAAUGUGGGAUCGCUUGCUUGCUGGAGGAGUCGGGGCUCUCGGGUGACUUGGACGACCUCUGCCUUCAUCUUAAGCACGUCCUCAAUCACGCUGGUCUGCGACUGUGCCAAGGCAAGGGAUUUUUCGCAGCCAAAGAUAAUGGGCAUCUGGCGGAUCACUUUGCAGAAUCAGAUAUGCUCGGAGUGCCCUAUACCUUGGUCGUAAACGAUCAGACACUAAAAAACGGAUUGAUGAAACUGCGUAGCAGGGACACCAGACUGUCGGAGACCAUACACAUAAGCGAUGUACCAGACUAUUUGUUAAAUAUAUUUAAAAAAUGAGAAACAAACAGCUACAUGAAAUCGCACAGAUA